AUGUCGACUUGGGCGGCAAUGGCCGCGGCUGGUGCCAAAGCAACGGCGCCUGCUCCGAAACAAGAAACGACCGCAAAUGAAGCUGCCGAAUCGUCGAAUGCGGCUGCUUCUACCUCUACAUCCGUUGCCGGCGGUGAUGACGAUGCCGUCUCGGAGGCAGGCGUGAGAACGAAAAAGCCACGCAUCGAUACACUCAUUCUCGAUGCAGGUGCGCUGAUCAUGCGUGCGCCACUCGAUGGACUGGCAUCCGAGUACUACAUCCCUCCUCGAGUCAUCGAGGAGAUCAAGCAUGCAUCGGCUCGCGAGUACCUUGAUUCGCUCCGACUUCGACCCGACUUUAAACUUCACGUUGUUCAGCCAGGCCCUGCCAGCAUGGUAGCGGCCACCGAGUUUGCCAAAAAGACGGGUGAUAUUGGUGUGCUGUCGACUCAGGAUUUGGAAGUGAUCGCAUUGACGUACGAGAGAGAGGUGCAUCGACAUGGGACGAAGCGCAUCCGCACCAGUCCAGAUGGAAAGAGGGGAGAAGCUCCUGCGUCCAUGUCUACAACUGCUGCUGUCGGUAUAUCCGGCGAACAAAGCAACUCCAACGAGCCUUCCUCUUCCUCUUCGGGUGCUGACCAGAAUACGGCUCGCCAGGCUGCCAUUGAAAAGAAACGCCAGCAAAAGGCAGAGGCAAAGCAAAAGAAGUUGGAGGAUGAUGCUGCCGCAGCCGGUCUCACCGUUGAUCAACUCGUAACAAAGCGCAUCCAGGAAAAUCGCGAGAAGAAGGCGGCAAAGAAACAAGCUAAAGAAGGUGCAUCGGCAACCGUAGGAACGGCACAGGAAAAGCAAUCCGCAUCUUCAUCAGAGGAGAAAAGGGCGGCAGACGAAGAGGUAUACGAGCAUGCAUCGCAAGUCGAGCCGGGUCCGGAACAAGGCUGGGUCGAGGAAGACUUCACUGAUGAGGAGUCGGAAGAGGAAGGUGAUGGAGCGUGGAUCACGCCAGACAACGUACAAAAGGCGAAGAAUCUCAGCAUGGGCUUUGUUUCGGACAACCGCAUGCCUGGCUGGAAAUACACCGAGCAGAGCAAAGACGACGUGCCCGAGCCCGCCGAGCUACUCGAGCCGGAAGAGCCGCUCGAGGAAGGUUGGUCGCGCGUCGAGUCGGGCAGCAAGGCGAAACCCAAAUCGCACAACAGCAACAGGAACCACGUCUCGCGCGACUACAACGACCCCUCAAUCCAAUCUCGUCCUUCUCUCUCGUGGGAUGCGAAUGGCAACAACUCAAAAGGUGGCCACAUGACCGUUGCCUGCAUCACUGGUGAUUUUGCCGUCCAGAAUGUCUUGCUGCAGAUGGGUCUUUCGCUGGUCGGAGUGCACGGCUCUCGCGUUCGUGCCGUCAAGUCGUUCGUUCUGCGUUGCCAUGCCUGCAUGAAGGUGUGCAAGGACAUGGAGAAGAAGUUCUGCCCUGUCUGCGGUAACGCCACGCUCACCAAAGUUGCCGUCACAGUCGACGACACGGCCAAAGGUGGAUUCCAACUGCACCUCAAGAAGAACUACCGCUUCAACCUGCGCGGCACCAAGUACUCGAUCCCUACACCCAAGCCCGGUUCGGCUUCAGGAGGCAAGACUGGUGGAUCGGGUCUCAUUCUUCGCGAGGAUCAGCUUGAAUGGCAGCGUGCUCUCGCAAAGGAAGCUAGCAGGAAGCGCAAGGAGGAACGUGCUCUGGAAAAGGCUAUGCGUGCUGGUAAGGACUCGCUCUCGGUGCGAUACGAAGAGGCGUGGGAUACCGGUGACAUCUUUUUGGGCAGCCAGUUUGCUUCGCGAGACAAGAGCAAUCUGCCAGUCAUUGGCCACGGCAGGAAGAAUCCGAAUGCCAACCGCCGCACUCGCAAGUAG
Sporisorium graminicola is the source of this 1878-nucleotide messenger RNA. RefSeq lists its product as uncharacterized. The record is from RefSeq and is a predicted model, not a curated record. Lineage: Eukaryota; Fungi; Basidiomycota; Ustilaginomycetes; Ustilaginales; Ustilaginaceae. Gene Ontology annotation, biological process: maturation of SSU-rRNA; ribosomal small subunit biogenesis. The transcript has a single exon. Gene Ontology annotation, molecular function: RNA endonuclease activity. Gene Ontology annotation, cellular component: preribosome, small subunit precursor. The coding region runs from base 1 to 1878 and encodes 625 amino acids.